GGGGCGGAGCCGGGCCGGGGCCGGCUGUCGGCGGCGCCCCUACUUCAGGUGUUGCGGCGGUUCCACGUCGCCAGGCGGUCCGCUGCUUCCGUGAGCUCAGGCUUCCCUCAGUGUCCGGAGCGCCGGCCCUUCGGCUCCCGCGCGGCCAUGGCGGGGCCGGGCCCGGGCGCGGGAGACCCGGACGAGCAGUACGAUUUCCUGUUCAAGCUGGUGCUGGUGGGCGACGCUAGCGUGGGCAAGACGUGCGUGGUGCAGCGCUUCAAGACGGGCGCUUUCUCGGAGCGCCAGGGCAGCACCAUCGGCGUCGACUUCACCAUGAAGACGCUGGAGAUCCAGGGCAAGCGGGUCAAGCUGCAGAUCUGGGACACGGCUGGCCAGGAGCGAUUCCGCACCAUCACCCAGAGCUACUACCGCAGUGCCAACGGGGCCAUCCUCGCGUACGACAUCACGAAGAGGAGCUCCUUUCUGUCAGUGCCUCACUGGAUCGAGGACGUGAGGAAGUACGCAGGCUCUAACAUCGUGCAGCUGCUGAUCGGGAACAAGUCGGACCUGGGCGAGCUCCGCGAGGUCCCCCUGGCCGAGGCACAGAGCCUGGCGGAGCGCUACGAUAUCCUGUGCGCCAUCGAGACGUCUGCCAAGGACUCGAGCAACGUGGAGGAGGCCUUCGUGAGGGUGGCCACGGAGCUGGUGGUCAGGCACGGCGGCCCUCUGCUCAGUGAGAAGGGCACUGACCACAUCCAGCUGGAUAGCAAGGACAUCGGAGAGAGCUGGGGUUGUGGCUGCUGACCGGGGUGCAGGGCAGGCAGGCAGGGGCCGCCCCACCUCCUCUCUCUCUCUCUCUCUGGCCUUUCGGGCCCACCCCUCCAGAGCUGGCCAUCCAUGGCGCCAGCGAUUCUAGAGCAGCUGGAUAAAGUCCUGGAAUUAUCCA
Zalophus californianus (California sea lion) is the source of this 928-nucleotide messenger RNA. It is a transcript of the gene RAB43, whose product is annotated as RAB43, member RAS oncogene family. The record is from RefSeq and is a predicted model, not a curated record. Gene Ontology annotation, biological process: protein secretion; regulation of exocytosis. Gene Ontology annotation, molecular function: GTP binding; GTPase activity. Bases 148 to 786 code for a protein of 212 amino acids. The transcript has 3 exons. Lineage: Eukaryota; Metazoa; Chordata; Mammalia; Carnivora; Otariidae.